AUGCCUUCAUCACAACUCCCAACCUCCUCCCUCACCUCCUCCACCUCCCCAUCAUCCUUCCCCCAAGAAGACGCCUACUCCCUAGAAUCAUACACUCAGAAGAUGUUCCAGCACACCAAAAAGCAAAUGGAAGCCGCCUCGCGCUCUGCCCGCCGCAGAAUCGCUCAAGCGGACGGCGUCAGCAACAUGGCUACUUUAAGCAAAGAGGGAUCGAUGGACAGCGCGCGAAGCAGCGUUAGUUCGCAGGGUCAUGCGUAG
Molecule: messenger RNA, 258 nt
Organism: Glarea lozoyensis ATCC 20868
Lineage: Eukaryota; Fungi; Ascomycota; Leotiomycetes; Helotiales; Helotiaceae
Exons: 1
Coding region: 1-258 (85 amino acids)
Source: RefSeq, a predicted model, not a curated record